CACACACACACACACACACACACGCGCACACACACUAACCCUCCUGGGAUGCCAACCCCUCCAUUGCUGGACAGCGGCAUGUCUGCCGAGGCGAUAUAAUCUAAAAACCAGACCGGGGAAUCUAUAAUGGAGCAGACGACGUGUUGACGGAGGUGCAUGAAAAAGUUUUCGCCUCCGCGUCGGGAUGAAUGAAGUACGCGCGACGAUAAACGCGCAGAGAGAAAUCUGAGUCAUUAAUAAUCCUUCUGAACAUUUGUGGGGAAGAUGAGGACCGCGAUGGCUUCGCUGAAAACAACAUUAUUCGCACUUCUACUCUGGGGGCUCCAGUACGCUGUGUGUCGCGAAGUAUUUCUUCCUCCUGGGACCCUCUACCGUGUGGCAGGGUUCCCCCUCUCCCUGCCAUGCUCUGUAUCAGGAUACGAAGGCUCACGUACGCAGGACUUUGAGUGGUUCCUGAUCAGGGACGAUGCUGGUGGGAGACAGAUGGGAGUAGUGUCCACCAGGGACCAGGGCUUCCCUUACACCCCUUUCAAGACCCGGGUGAGGAAUGGGGAGGUGAGGGUGGAGAGGGACAUGGGGGACAAAGUCCGGCUGGUGAUCCAGAGGCUGCGAGCUGACGAUCAGGGGAAGUAUGAAUGCUACACGCCCAGCACGGACACCACCUACCAGGGGAACUACAGCGCCACAGUGCCGGUUAAAGUGAUCCCUGACACACUGCAGAUCAGUUUUUCCCGCUCACUCACCGGCCAGCCCGUGCCAGAGGGGGCCGAAUUAACGCUGACAUGCUCAGCCGGCAUCCAAUCGGAGCAGCUCACCCAUCUGUCCAUCAUGUUUGGGAAGCGUCGUGCCGGAGAGGGUUUGGAGAGCGAAGCAGGAGGAGAGGUCGGCACCGUUACAGAGAUUAUCUCCAUCGACAAGCUGCUGGGGGUUGUCCCCGGACAUUUGUACAAGGAGCGCUACGACGAUGGAGAGAUCACGCUGGAGAAGAGGAACGGGGAGGCCGGAGUGGACGUGUACGUGAUGAAGAUGAGAGCGCUGCAGCCACAAGACUCCGGCUCGUACUUCUGUGAGGCCUCCCAGUGGAUUCGAGACCCGGAUCGAUCGUGGCAGAAGAUAGCACAAAGGAUGCUGCAUAUUGGCAACUUGACCGUUCAGCAACUGGCGGAGUCUCUGAGUAUAACGUCCUCGCCCAAGGGGGAGGUGACCCUGCAGGUCGGUUCCCCUCUCAUUCUGACCUGUGAGGUGUUGGGGCUGCCAGCUGAAGUAAACUCGGGCCUGCUGGUUCAGUGGAUGAAGGGAUCAGUGAGCCGCGAUGUAUCUGGGAGCGGUGGAGUCGAGGAGGAGGUGGAGGUGGCCCGGAUGAGCUCAGGCGGUGUUGUGAGCUGGGGGGACGACCUCAGCCGAGCUAGCGGGGGCUCUAUGGAGAAAGUGGCAGAGGGGAGGUACUCUCUGAAACUGUUCUCAGCCCAGCCCUUAGACUCUGGGGUGUAUCGGUGUGUGGUGAGUGUGUUUGCUGGAAGAAGAAACCCCAGCGUGUCAACUCCUGCAACACUUACCCAGAGGUCUGAGGGAGUCACCGUCAACCUCAAGAGCAAAGAUGUGCUUGUUGCAGCUGUGGCUCAGCUCCGUCGCGGCCCUCUUUUAAAAAGAGGCAGCACCAUCACCCUGAUCUGCAACGCCACCGUGACGACCACAGGUCCCGCCCAGGCACAGGUGCAGUGGCUGCGGUGGCCGAUCCCUGAACGAGUUAUCAAGAAGGUGCAGAGCCCAGUGUCUGAUGUUACUGUACCAGACCCCGCUGUGGAGACUAAUCCCAGACUGGUAGCUGCCAUCAUGUACGACGGCGUUUCAAAGAUCUAUGUCAACGGUAGUGAGGUUAGCGUCGACCGCCUGUCAGCUGGCAGUUACAGACUGAGGGUCCACACGGCAACAAUGGAGGAUCAGGGCAUGUAUGCGUGUCAUGCCCAGGCGUGGUGUCAGGACCCGCAUGGAGGCUGGUACAACACGGGGGCCGAAGCCGAGUCAAAUGCAGUGACUGUUUACCUGUAUGCCAGAGCGGCUGACCUCGUCCUCAUCCCCUUGGUUAUCGGAGUGUCCUCUGCCUUGUUCGUGGGCAUCGUCAUCAUCGCAACGGUAACCUGCUGCUUCAUGAAGCGACUAGCCAGGCAGCCCGCUCAAAAAUAGAUGUCCAGUCUCCGCCUGUCUGAAAUCUGAAUGUUCGCAAAGAGGCACAAAAGAGGUGAUGCACUGAACAUAAUGAAUGAAUCGGCAAAGAAACCACUUUCAGGAUAAAACUAAAAUGAAAAGUGACUCGCCCUGUUUGAUGUAUUAUUUCUUUUGUUUUGACCAAGCUGUUUAAUAAUGAAUGCCAAAAUAUUGUGUUUUAUAUUCUCUUGUAUUUUUAUAUCUGAGCGUGUUUUAGUUUUUGCUGCGUCUCACACCAGUAGGAGUAUUAAUAUAGAUUUUUGAAGCCACCAUCCUAUGGUGUAAAUACUUUUUCUUUAUGUUAGCUUAACCCACCUUUUUGAUGAUUCCUUUGUCCAAGCUUAGCAUUGUUUAAAAUGGAAAAGGGUACAAAUACCCAAGCUCAAAAGUAUAUAUAAGUACAGCAGGUUUAUUUUGAGUCUCUCAUAUGUCAGGUACCUCGUAGAUGAUGUACAAUGUGAAUUUUGUCUACAGAAAAAGCCAAGCAAACGGCCCUCUCAGCUGUCAUAGUUCGAUUGUUACAGUAUAAAGAGACCAAACGGUUUUCCGCCUGUAAUGGCUCUAUUUUCACAUAAAGAAUAUUCAUUGUUUUUACAAAGGGUUGAUUCUGUUCCAGUUGUUCCUUCCCUCAAACUGCAUCUAUUUUUCUUUUUCAAAAAAAUGUCUGCGUAUGGUUAGGCCUCUAGCACUGACAGUCACAUGAAUGCUGAUGUGAGCAGUUCAGCCUCCACAAACUUAAAAUGAGCAGAGACCUUCCACCGCCUGCAGCCCAGCAGCACUCUGCAUGUAAACAAGGUCUUCGUCUGUUACUCAUAUAAGGAAGGCGCUGGCUGGGGCCUUUCUGAUGCCAAGACCAUUUGAGUAUCAAUUCUAAACGCAAGCAUUCUUCGCCUGUGACACUUCAUGCUGAAGUGAGUUUUCUAUAAGGACUUGUAUAGAUUUGACAAAGAGAAAUGGAAGAGAGAUCCAUUAUGCACUGAGCUAAAAUAUGUAAAUAUUGUAUGGAGUUUAGCUGUUUUAUUUUUCACAAUGUGAGUAAGACUGUGCUGUCUUUGACAAAGCACCUGUGUUUAACAUUCUGCAGUAGUCUGCUCCUGUGAAGCACUUGGACACAUAUGGGAAUGGGACCAAAGCCCCUCGGUGUGCUUCUUUCACUUGGUUUUCUUCCAGCUGAAAAGUCACUUCUUUGCUCUAUUUGAGUGAAUACUUUUGAGUGUUUUUCUUUUCUUUUUUUGUGUGUGCAAUUAAUUGGUUCCUGUGCUCUUGUGACUGAGACAGGAAAACAGUACAAACAGAAAAGAGUCCUAUUCACGACACCGACAAACAGAACCGGUGUUGUUUCACACUGAUUAGCUAACUUGUCCCCAAGGUUAACAUCUCCUUAGCAGCUCAGUCAUAUGGCCUGAUCGUUCAGUGGAGUCUCGCUAUCGUCGUCAUCAUAGUCGUCAUGGGGUUUAGGCCACACAUUUAUGCAGCCAACUUAUGACUGCUAGUCUCCAGAAAUCUGUUGGACAGAUUCACUGUGUCUGCACACUUAUGAGGGAAAUCCAUCCUCCUCUUCCUGUCCAAAGUAACACUUAAAAGUUCUUUGACCACUUAAAGUUAGAUACAUGGUUGAUGAAAGGAGGAAGAAAGUAAAAUAUGUCGUGAACCAGCUUGUGGGCAGUUCAUUUUUAGUAAUUAGUUUCCACUUGGCUAUACUUUGCUGUCUCAGUCUGUCUCCUGGUGGAUGGUCAAUGUGAGAGUCCCUCUAAAUCUGCCUGUCCUCUUUAACCUGUGCGCCAUAAACCCCUGAUUAUAAAUGUUGUUCACGAACAUUAGGGAAUAAAAUCACAGUACUUUUUUUUCCAUUUUUUUUUUUUUUUUUCAGAUCUACUCCUUAAAGCUGAUUUGUUCCCCCACAUAUUGCCCACACAUGAUAACAUAGUUGCACACAUACACGGACAGAUGCACCAGCACGCACACAGCAGCGGCAGCAGCAGUAUUUAUGGCUGGCAUUUCAGAUGCAAGAUAGUGAGUAACUGCGUGUUCAUCUCUAAUCUCUAUUUAUGGCUGCAGUUUUUGUCCUGCUGCCCUCCCCCUCGCUCUCUCUUUCUGUGUUACAGAGUCAAUUUGGCACUCAUUUUGAUUCAUUUCAAUCUCUAUUUCCUGAGAAAUACAGCCGGCUGUAGAAAGUGUAGCACAUAGCGUGCAAAGCGGCUGUCUAAGUUGUGCUUUUGUUUGAGGAUGUAUAAAACCCUUUCAUGAAGGGGUCAUGUUUUGUUUGGACCGUUUACUCGUGCUUUAAGACCACUGUUCCUGAAUGCAUCUUGCUGCCAUUGAACUAUACACAGUUUCUUAUGGUGCUUUGGCGAACCUGCCAGUUGUAAAACCAAUAAAACCACUCUGUAUUUAUAACA
Cyclopterus lumpus (lumpfish) is the source of this 4604-nucleotide messenger RNA. It is a transcript of the gene igsf8, whose product is annotated as immunoglobulin superfamily, member 8. The transcript has 8 exons. The coding region runs from base 265 to 2184 and encodes 639 amino acids. NCBI's taxonomy places the organism in Eukaryota, Metazoa, Chordata, Actinopteri, Perciformes, Cyclopteridae. The record is from RefSeq and is a predicted model, not a curated record.